AUGAAGCUGCUCAGCUUGCGACUACUCCUCCUUUGGCUCCUCUGCUGUGUUGGUCAUGGAGAUGCCCAGCGCACCAACCUCACCAUUGGCAUUGCCUUGGCCGAAGUCGGCUCGAUUUCGGCCAUGACCGAGGCUGCCCUCAUGGCAGUGAACGACGUCAACAGCGAUCCGACACUUCUGCCCAAUAUCACGCUUCUCACGAGGAUGGGCUACUCUUGGUCGGUGGGGACGGCGGUUCAAAACGUGGUCAGCUUCUCAGGCGUCUCAGGGCUUGUUGGAAUCAUAGGGCAAAGCUACUCUACUAUAACCGUGCCAAUGGCGCCCGUGAGCAAAGUGUUCAAUAUUCUUCAAUGCAGCGGAUCCAGCACCACAACCACCUUGACGGACAAGUCCUCGUACUCGACAUUUUUCAGAACCAUCCCGAACGACAAUCUCCAGGCACCGGCCAUCUUGGCCUUUGUGCGGUCCCGCGGAUGGUCCAACAUCCUGUUGAUGAUUGCCGCAAACCAAUAUGGCUUUGGUAUCCAGGCGGCAAUCCAGCAACUCGCACCUGGGAUGGGGAUCACCGUCCAGGCCAUCGGAACAUACAACGCCCCGAUCACAGGAACCGACAUCGACGACCAAAUCAUCAAGCUCAAGGCAACGGGAUACCAGAUCAUUGUCUUUGUCGGGGUCGACACUGACCUGAUUCUGUAUCUCGAGCGAGCAGCAAUCUAUGACUUUGUUGGUCCGAGAUACACCUAUAUUGGAUCCGAUGCGACCUACUCGAUUUCCAACACCUUGACCAGCGUGACCCCAUACAACACAACCGCAAACAUGCAGCUGGCUUCGGGGUUGGUUUCGAUCAUGCCUCAAGAGGUUGGAACAACUCUCAACACUCGCGCUCAGUCAAUCUACAACCGUUUUGUGGCGGCCCACGGCAACAUUGCACCUCGACCGGGAAUGUUCUUCACAUACGACUGUGUCCUUGGGAUGGCAUACGCCAUCAAACAGCUCCUCGCAAACGGAAACACCACCGUCGCAGCAAUUGCAAGCCGAAGCUUCCCGAUGGCCGUCACGUCGGUGCUGACUCCGUUCGUUGGCUCAACCGGCCAGGUGACAUUCUCGGCAGGCGAGCGCAUCGGAAACUACAUUGUCGGCAACUACAUCUUCAACGCUUCGGCGAUGAGCCUUGUGUCUGUGGUCAGCCAGAACCUCAGUGUGACCGACAUCCAGCCGGUGAUCUAUCCGUCAGGACUGACCGUGCCGUCGACCGACCACAUCGUCCUCCCUGAGGUGUAUAUUGCGUACACCGACCCGGCUCCGAUCGUCCUGAUAAUCAUCUACAUGAUUGGACUGCUGUCGACCCUCUUCUGCUGGAUAUACGUCUUGAUCAAGUCAAACACACCCGCCAUCAAAGCCAUGUCACCUCCGUUCCUCCAGAUCAUCAGCCUCGGACUCGUCCUGCUGUGGCUGACGGUCUUUGGCUUCACAGGAAAAAUGUCGGCUGUCAGCUGUCAGCUCCAGAACUGGUUCGGAUGGCUCGGCUUCUCGAUUAUCACGGGCAGCCAGCUGGUCAAGGCAUAUCGAAUCUGGGUGAUCUUUGACAAUCAGAAGCUCAAGAAAUCUGCUCUGACCAACAUCGUUCUAUUUGGAUACACGGCUCUGGUUGUGUCCGUCAAUGUGAUUCUCCUUGCGGUGUGGAUGGCGAUUGAUCCGCCUGUUCCGACAUUGAUCACCGUCAAUGGCUCGUACGUUUAUUACGAUUGCGUCAGCUCUACGUCUGCGAGCCAUGCCAUCAUGGACACCCUCAUAGCGUACAACGGCGUCCUUCAGCUCGCUGUUCUGCUCUUUGCAUACAAGACCCAAAACGUCGACAGCGUCUACCGUGAGAGCAAGUGGAUGACCUACACCUCGCUCUUCAACAUCCUCUGUGGAGCCAUCGUCAUCAUCAUCCUUUCCACCGGCAACGGAACGCCUUCUGGCAAUUACUACAUCCGAGUCAUUGUUCUCUUGAUUGCCAUCCUCGUCACGCUCUACUGCCACCUUGGCCGACUGAUCUUGGCAGUUCAGUCCUCCGCAAAUCACGUCAGUAGACCUCGAGACAGCCAGACGUCGACGGCAGCGUCGCCCACGAAGCAGUCCGAGACCAACUACGCCUUCAUCGUUGAUGUCGUGGUGAAGGAGGAAGGCAACUUGUUCUCGACCUGGGAGGCUCGUCGCCUCAUCUUUGUUGCCGAGCACAUGGCCCUCUGCAUGUUUCCGGUGGCCGUCGCAGAGGAGAAAAUUGGCGGUGGUGGCGGCGGUGGUGGCGGCAACCUCGAGGAGUUUUCCAAAAAGAAGAUGCGCACCGUCAUCACCAAGCCCGGGAUUUGCGUCUAUUUGCCCAACUGCACGUUUGCCGAUGGCGGUGGCUCCGACACAAUCGUGUUUUCGGCCGGCAAGGGUGGCAAGACGUACCUGAUGCAGACCAAGAAUGAGGAAGACAAGCAGAGGGUCAAGGAUAUCUGCGAGCAGUGCGCCACGAGAAGCAAGGGCCCCAGCAAAAUCCACAGAACCUCCGAAGCCUGAGAGCGCAAGCAUCAGUGCAUCUCACAUUGCUCACAUUGCUCACAUUGCUCACAUUGCCCGCAUUGCCCACUCUCACGAUUUCCCACCAGUAUUGUUUACUGGCUGUCUGGAAUGCGUUUUGCUGCUGCCCAGCCCCCACCCGCCUUUGAAUUCGUUUAGUGUGGCAUUCCAACGCAUCUUUGAGCAUAGACUGUCAAUCGCUUCAUUCAUUUCUUCAACAAGUUUAUUUGGUUUCGUUUGUCACAUGGGGAGGAGGGAGGGGAAUGCCGCGAUCAUGUGCCCGUGAUAACUGUUGGUCGAAACACAAUGUCGCUUGAUGUUGGGAUGGCAAUCUUCAAUGGCCCCAUUGAAUCCAUCCGUCAACGCUGCCGAUGUCAC
Polychytrium aggregatum is the source of this 2928-nucleotide messenger RNA. Its product is annotated as periplasmic binding protein-like I. Gene Ontology annotation, biological process: regulation of synaptic transmission, glutamatergic; G protein-coupled glutamate receptor signaling pathway. The transcript is spliced from 23 exons. Gene Ontology annotation, cellular component: membrane. The coding region runs from base 1 to 2550 and encodes 849 amino acids. Gene Ontology annotation, molecular function: adenylate cyclase inhibiting G protein-coupled glutamate receptor activity. Lineage: Eukaryota; Fungi; Chytridiomycota; Chytridiomycetes; Polychytriales. The record is from RefSeq and is a predicted model, not a curated record.